GCGUUCGGUCUCAAUAGUCGCAAAACUGUGAUUGUGUCUUGUAUACGAGAAAACCAGGCAACGACCUCUUGGAAACACAGCCAACUAGAAAACACCCCCAGUGGCAAGGCUAGAAGGAUCCAGUUCCCCGGCGGAAUCAGUGAUAUAAUAUCGGGUGGUAAAGGCGAAUCAGCAAGAGUUACAGAGAGGAAGUCGUAUUUCCCGACCUAGUGCCGUUGAACUUCUUCAGGGUUGCAACUCAUUUGGCAUUGUCAACGGGGAGACUUUUGCUUUCACGAUAAAGAGGAUCGAGGGAAUGACGGGAAGAUUUAGCACGACGCGGACGGGUUCCUGUCUGUUGGCACUGUUUCUUGUGUCCUGCUGCCUCUCCAACGACAAGGUGUUCGUCGUUGGAGAGCCGGAGCCGGUCCCCGUCGAACUCUACAACAAUAACUUGGUCAGGAGCGCAGCAGACAUCAUUAUGUUGAACAAACUGAGGCAGGUGGCAAUGAAGGAGACAGAGGAGAUAGAGGAACGCGAGAAAGAUCUUUACGACGUGCAAGUAGUGAUAAAGUCGCUGGAGACGAAAUCCGAGCCGGUACCUCCAGAGCCAGACUACUCGGUCGAAGAGCUCCCGACGCCCAAUGCCGUUAUCGGUCAAAAGCGCAACGAGGUCAACUUGGUGACCUUGUGCCACUUCAAGAUCUGCAACAUGGGACGCAAGCGGCAGUUGCGGAAGUAAAGGACGGUGCAGGAGGAGAAGGUGCGCGGCCACGUCGAGAACGGUCGAGCCUCUUGCGCGGUGCACCCUCUGCCUCAAAUAUACGAUGCGAAACCCGCGUGCAGACACGAACAAGGAGAAGAAAACGACGAGGAGAAGGACCGCCGAUCUCCGAAACUCAAGAGGAAUUAUGAACGCUCCCCAGCUAGAACGUGAUCCAGUUCCUUUCCGAGUAUUCCAAACAGGUUUUAUGUAUUCACUUUCAAACCGCUGAACGAGCCGAGACAUCCUCGCGCGACUCCUUUUGCUAAUCCAGUUUGAAUCGCUCUCGGGGAGGUGGAGAUAAUUUACGCGAAUCUUUAUUAAAUAUAUACUUAGGUUCUACUUGUUCGUUGGAGAAUGAGAGAUGAGUAUGCAUGGGACUGUUAUUCGUUCCGACUGGCUCGGGCGAAUCUCGAGAUGGAUGACUGGCGAUCGAACCACACGCGUUUCGCUCGUAGUAUUGAACAGUAUCACUUGAUUACGUUAUUCGAUCGAGGACAUUGCAUUCAUUGCUAAACCAUCGAUUUCUUUCUUUCUGAUUUUGUUCUAUCGGAUUAAAAUUAGAGAUUCCGGCGCUCAGUGCCUACGAGCUACUCUAGGAACAUGUUCAGAAGAAGAAACUUUAUAUCGUAAUAGAAUGAUAUUAGAAGUUGCAUUACUAAUAGUAGAAAAAGUAUUCCGAGUUGUAAACCGGUUGAAAAAUUGCACUUUUAGAAUAAGGAGAGAACGAAGAAAAAUGUAACAUUCUCGAAGAGUGGAGUGUCCUCGACGAGCCAUCGAUAGAAAUGGCGAAUAUAGGUAUUUAUUCGUUAGCUUUAAGUGAGAAGGGUGCAAAGGCCGAGGCUCAGAUAUUCUCGAAUCUGUCUUUAGUGCGAAAACAAAUCGAGGAGAAAAAUCAAGUUUCCAAAAUAUGAGAACAGGAAUGCGUGAAAAUAAAUUUGUGUCAACAAUUGUUUCUUGUGUACAACGUGCGUCGUGCUAAAAUGGGAACAGUAAACAUUGUAAUAAGCUGAUUAUGACUGUUUUCAUACUCGUAUACUUAAACUUAAAGUCAUUAUCCUUCCUAUCCUGGAAAUAAAACAUGACGCGAGAGAAAUAAAACCAGUCGAUGUUGUUACGUUAAACAGGGAAUAUAAAUGUUAAAUUAAAAAAUAUGAUGCGAAGAAAUUGAUUUUUCGAACGAUAGUAGAGAGAAAGAAGACGAGACAUGGAAAGAGUGGCCGCCUGCACCCUUCGGCAAAUUAUUUAUAAUUCGUUUCGUGACAAGAAACGUAUCCCAUUUUUAUGUAGUGUCCUUACGUGAGCCCCUUUUUAUUUAUUUAACCCCUGCAGUAAUUUCGUUAUAUUCGUAGUAGUUCCUAUUCUUCUGAAAACGCAUCAUCGUUUAAGAUGUCUUUUGUAAAUGACUAGGGAUAGUACCGAUGAUUUUCUACAAGUUAUUUUUUAUCGUUUAUAUCACUUAAAAAAAAAAAAAAUAAACAUUCUGAUUAUCGUCCUAUCGUUUCACAAGAAAAUUAAAAGACUAUUAUGCAACCGUUUAAUUUAAUCAUGGCCAAAGUAGCGGGACUCUCGAAGCUGGAUCGACAAAAUAAAUGUUCUUGUCGUGCGCUGCGCAAACUUUUCGACCAGAGUCAGAGUCAACAGCUUUUAUCGAUGGUGCGACGAAAGAUGAUAAUUUAUUUAGUUCGCAUCAUGAUGACCCGCUAAUGACAAUGUAACACAGCGAUAGUAACAAUAAAAGCGUGUAAUCGUGUAAGCAGUAUAAACUCGUGUCUCAGCGAAAUUGUUUCUGUUGUUUCAUAGUAAUAAGGAUUUCUGGAUUAUUUGAAAUAAACGACACAUGAAUAAACUA
Messenger RNA from Ceratina calcarata, 2594 nucleotides. RefSeq lists its product as uncharacterized. NCBI's taxonomy places the organism in Eukaryota, Metazoa, Arthropoda, Insecta, Hymenoptera, Apidae. The record is from RefSeq and is a predicted model, not a curated record. The coding region runs from base 296 to 721 and encodes 141 amino acids. The transcript has 4 exons.